This is a messenger RNA of Cuscuta europaea, 1718 nucleotides long. The record is from the annotation of a GenBank genome assembly. NCBI's taxonomy places the organism in Eukaryota, Viridiplantae, Streptophyta, Magnoliopsida, Solanales, Convolvulaceae.
CUGAAGCCCGAAGACUCAGCGAGACAGUCCUUCCGUAUAAAAUUCUCCUUAGGGUUUUGCUUCCUUGCAUAUCUCUGCUCGAUCCAUUUGGUGUUCGAUACUCAUCAUCGGAAAAGCGAAAUGGGUUCCUCUUCUCUCCUGCUCAGAUCUGCGGCAGCUACAUCUCCUUUGAUGAACGUUUCUUCAUCUUCCCAUCGUUCCCAGGCAUAUUUGGCUGCCAUAGAUCAACGCUCCAACUCUAUAAAGUUUGAAUCAAGCGUCUUUGGUUCAGUUCACCCGAAUCUCCAUUCAUCUUCCUUGCAGUUAAGACGUGGCUCCCAUAGCAUUCGUCCUGCUAAAGCUACAGCAACAGAACUGCCUCCAACAGUUCCAAAAUUUCAUAGUCCGGAGAAGACGAGGGUUGGGAUAAAUGGGUUUGGGAGGAUUGGAAGGUUAGUUUUACGAAUAGCAACACUGAGGGAUAACAUUGAUGUGGUUUCCGUUAAUGACCCUUUCAUUGAUGCUAAUUACAUGGCGUACAUGUUAAAGUAUGAUUCCACCCAUGGCGUGUUCAAUGGGAUCAUCAAGGUUUUGGAUGAAUCUACCCUGGAAAUCAACGGGAAGGCAAUCAACGUUACAAACAAGAGGGACCCGUCAGAUAUUCCUUGGGGUGACUCUGGGGCUGAUUAUGUGAUUGAGUCGUCUGGUAUCUUCACAACAGUGGAGAAAGCAUCCGUGCACAAGAAGGGUGGUGCACAGAAGGUUGUAAUCUCAGCUCCAUCUGCUGAUGCACCUAUGUUCGUGGUGGGUGUCAAUGAGAAGAUGUACAAAACAAGCAUGGAUGUCGUUUCCAAUGCCAGCUGUACCACCAAUUGCCUUGCUCCUUUGGCCAAGGUAGUUCACGAAGAGUUUGGUAUUGUGGAGGGUUUAAUGACAACUGUACAUGCUACCACAGCCACACAAAAGACAGUAGAUGGACCUUCAAUGAAGGAUUGGAGGGGAGGGCGCGGAGCUGGGCAAAACAUAAUCCCCAGCUCAACUGGUGCUGCAAAGGCGGUUGGAAAAGUUCUUCCAGCACUCAAUGGAAAACUUACUGGAAUGGCAUUCCGUGUUCCCACACCUAAUGUCUCCGUUGUAGACCUAACAUGUCGACUAGAGAAGAGUGCUUCUUAUGAGGACGUCAAGGAAGCCAUUAGGAAUGCAGCAGAAGGUCCAUUAAUGGGCAUUCUUGGAUACACCGAUGAAGAUGUCGUAUCAAAUGACUUUGUUGGUGAUUCAAGAUCAAGCAUCUUCGAUGCAAAAGCUGGUAUGGGAUUGAACAACUCAUUGAUGAAGCUGGUGUCCUGGUAUGAUAAUGAAUGGGGCUACAGCAACAGGGUUUUGGAUUUGAUAGAGCACAUGGCACUGGUUGCUGCCUCAAACUGAGAGCACCGUUGAUGCUGAAGUUAUUCUGCUGUCAUUAUUAUUAUUAUGAUUAUUUUAGAAACUAGAGUGUUUCUUCUUGAGCGAGUCUUUUUGUUUGUUUACCGUAAUGGGCUCCAUUUUCUAUUUAUUAAAAAAAGUAGAACAAAUAAUUGGAGCUUGUAUGACUUGUGUCUCGAUUGAGGCCCUAACUCCAUUUUUUAUUAAACAGUGUUUCGUAUUAUUUAUUAUGAAGCAUGUCAUGUCAUCCCACUCUUUGAUGUUGAUUCUGCUUGAAAAAAUGCAAGCCGUCACUUGGCAAAAUUGGCACAUGCCGU